Molecule: messenger RNA, 3684 nt
Organism: Oryctolagus cuniculus (rabbit)
Lineage: Eukaryota; Metazoa; Chordata; Mammalia; Lagomorpha; Leporidae
Gene: PGP
Product: phosphoglycolate phosphatase
Cellular component (GO): cytoplasm
Molecular function (GO): sn-glycerol 3-phosphatase activity
Source: RefSeq, a predicted model, not a curated record
GAGAGACAGAAAGAGGGGAGACAGAGAGAGAAAGAGAUUUUCCAUCCGAAACAGCCAGGCUGGAGCCAAGAGCCUGGAACUCCACCAGGUCUCCCACGCCAGUGGCAGGACCCCAAAUACCUGGGCCUUCUUCCGCUGUUUUCCCAGGCACAUUAACAAGGCAUUGGACUGGGAGCCGGGCAGCUGGGACUUGAACCAGUGCUCCCACACGGGAUGCCGGUGUCAUAAGCGGCCACUUACCACACUGGUGCCACACCACUACCCCUGGUUGGACAGGUUUUAUUUAACCCGGGAAUAGACCAACAAAAGUUAUAUUCUUACAGUGACCACCCAAGAAAAAGAACAAAUCACCCACGAGGGGGGCAGGCAUGUGACACCAGCGUCCCACAUCGGGGUGCGUGGCGCCGCGGCCGGCCCCUUGCAGGGAGGCAGAGUACUUCCUGCCACCCUCGUGGGAGACCUGGAUGGAGCUCCCCGACUCUGGAGUCGUCCGGCCUGGCCCAGCACAGCUCCUGCAGGCCACUGGGGCGCACGCCAGCCCUCAGGGGCUCGCUCUCUGCAGACCGUGUGCGUGGCAUGGUCUUUUACAAGGCGGCCCAGGCCGGCAAGGCUAGCGCCGGCGUGACAGAAGCCCGAGAGGCAGCCGGGGGCAGGUGGUGGCCGGUAUGGCCUGGAUGGGGCCGGAGGGAACGUUCUGGAAGUGCUGGGAAUACCCUGCACCUUGUUCCCGACACGUGGGACGUCCACGGGGAUGCACGCUAAGAUUCGGGCGCUCCCUAAUGACCGGGGACGGCUAUGGCGACGUGUUCCAGGCAGGGUCUCUCUCUCCUGGACCCCAGGUGCCCCUGCCUCGGGUUUGCGGGUUCUCGCGAGCAGUUUCGGUCCAAGGGUUCCCUUCUGCAGAGGCCUGGAGGUGAGUGACGGCACCAGGCCUGCUGGGAACGGCAGCCCCGGCUUGGCUCCCGGGGCUGGCACCGACCGUGUCCUAGCGCGUCCAAGGUGUGGGCUCUGGCCGGGCGCCACCCGCCCGGCCGAGGUGCGGACGUGACUCGGGCUCCCGCGUGGACCGCGGCCCCUCCCGCCGCGCUCCUGCGGAGAGCACCGCCCAGGAGAAGGGCGGCCGCCAAUCAGCAGCAGGCCUGGCCCGGGGUCACGCAAUCAGGGGCCUCCGUCACCUAAGCUGACCACUCGCCUCCAAUGGGCGCGCCGUGUUGAGGCCGCCAAUGAGCAGCGGCCUUGAGUCCUGCGCCGGCCCUCCGGCCCGCGGCGUUUCCGCAGUGAGCGCUCCGCUCCGAAUGCCGGUUGGCGCUCUGCCAGCCAAUCAUCGGUGCGGCCCGGACCCGGCAGCCAAUGGCCGCCCGCCUCUCCGCGCAGGGCCGCGGCGGUUGGUGGGCCGCUCCCUUGGCCCGCGGGAGGCCCCGGCGGAUUGGCGCAGCCGCAGGCCAAUGAGCGGCGCCCGCGAGGCGCCGGGCCAAUGAGCGCGCCGGGGGCGGGGCGGGCGCCGCGGCGGGCGGCUGCGAGGAGCGGCCGGUGACGGCGGCGGCGGCUGCGGCGGCCGGUGGCGGCGGGCGACCAUGGCGGAGGCGGAGGCCGGUGGCGACGACGCCCGGUGCGUGCGGCUGAGCGCCGAGCGGGCCCAGGCGCUGCUCGCCGACGUGGACACGCUGCUGUUCGACUGCGACGGCGUUCUGUGGCGCGGCGAGACGGCCGUGCCCGGCGCGCCCGAGGCCCUGCAGGCGCUGCGGGCCCACGGCAAGCGCCUGGGCUUCAUCACCAACAACAGCAGCAAGACCCGCGCGGCCUACGCCGAGAAGCUGCGGCGCCUGGGCUUCGGCGGCCCGGCGGGGCCCGGCGCCGGCCUGGAGGUCUUCGGCACGGCCUACUGCACCGCGCUCUACCUGCGCCAGCGCCUGGCGGGCGCGCCGGCCCCCAAAGCCUACGUGCUGGGCAGCCCGGCCCUGGCCGCCGAGCUGGAGGCCGUGGGCGUCGCCAGCGUGGGCGUGGGGCCCGAGCCGCUGCAGGGCGACGGCCCCGCCGACUGGCUGUCCGCGCCGCUGGAGCCCGGCGUGCGCGCCGUGGUGGUGGGCUUCGACCCGCACUUCAGCUACAUGAAGCUCACCAAGGCCGUGCGCUACCUGCAGCAGCCCGGCUGCUUGCUCGUGGGCACCAACAUGGACAACCGGCUGCCGCUGGAGAACGGUCUCUUCAUCGCGGGUACCGGCUGCCUGGUCCGAGCCGUGGAGAUGGCCGCGCAGCGCCAGGCCGACGUCAUAGGGAAGCCCAGCCGCUUCAUCUUCGACUGCGUGUCCGAGGAGUACGGCAUCAACCCGGAGCGCACCGUCAUGGUGGGCGACCGCCUGGACACCGACAUCCUGCUGGGCGCCACGUGCGGCCUGAAGACCAUCCUCACCCUCACGGGCGUCUCCACGCUGGGGGACGUGAAGCGGAAUCAGGAAAGUGACUGCGUGUCUAAGAAGAAGAUGGUCCCCGACUUCUACGUGGACAGCAUAGCCGACCUCUUGCCCGCCCUUCAAGGUUAAAGGCUGAGUGUCACUCGUCUGCAGAAUUAAAAAAAAAAAAAAAAAAAAAAAAAGCAGAAAUGGACGUCAGUUAGCAGAUGAGCAGGUGGGGCUCCGCUCCAGCUCGCGGGCGGCUCCGAACCUGGCAGGUGGGCGUCCGGCCGGCAGGCUUGUCUUCCGAGAGCCGCGUGAAGCUUGGCGGGCGUUGCGGGGCCGGGGCUUCUGCAGGCUCAGGUCAGCUCCGCGUUUUACGGAAAACGUCAUUCAGGGAUGAAGACCCCCGUGGAGGACCGCGGGAGGAGGGGCUGGUGGCCGUGACUGUCCAGACUGAACCAGCUGUGCACCUGCAGGGGGGCGUGGGGUGGGAGGGGCGGCCCUCGCGCCCCGCUGCCUUUGUGAAAACCACUUGGAUGUCACAGGUGUCUGUUCCGCUGCGGCUCCCCACACCCAGCCCUCGGCUGCCCGAGUGGUGGACCUGUAGACCCUGCUGAGCCCCGUGGCCGAGGGUGUGGACGCCUCGGGCUGAACCCUGAGCUGUCCCGCCGGGAGCUUGUGCGGAGCUAAAGCUUUUUUUUUUUUUUAACUUUGGAACAAGUUUGUCUUGUGUUGGAAUCGAGUCAAGUGUGUUGAUCAAUAGCUGUGCUCUGUCCCUUAGGGAAGCGCCCACCGAAGAAGUCUCCGUGGCUAAAGGCGUGCGCUGGCCAAGGAAUGCCUGUCACCCAGGGUGCCCUCUCCCCCACUCCUCCCAUUCCCUGGGGUGGGGCGGGGCUUGUGGCCAUGGGGUGGGGGUGAGCAGAGUGGCGGGGCAGGCACGGGCAGAGGCCAGGAAGCCGUUCCUUGUGGUCAGCUCCUUCCCGGUGCCUCGCCCUGCGCCCAGCGGCUUCCACGGCCACAGGUCACGACGUUCCUUCGCUUGUCCGCCAAGUUCUCAGAGCAGUAACGGGCGUCCAGAGCCGCGCUCCUGGUCUCCUGGCCGGGUGCGUGCCUGCGAGGUCGGUGGUGCCGACACUGGCUCUGCGAGGUCAGCUCAGGGUGGGACUGGACAUUGAGCAGGCCUGUCGGGGCGCCUCACCCACACCUUCCUCUUCUGCCGGGGGUGGCCCGGGAGCCACGCGGCCCCACCGCGCUGUGUGACGCCAAAUGCACAUUAAACUCUCCAGCCACA